AUGAAAACUAGGUCGCCACAGAGCUCAGGUUUUCAACGAUCUUGGAAAACUCCCGAUCGUAUUAAAUCCCAAGACCAAAGAGAAUCUAUAUCCUCAGCACCAAGUGCGGAUGACCGCUAUGACCGUCUAACAUCCUCUGACGGAAAGUUGCCGCUUACUCCUAUUCAACCCACGUUUUUUCCGAGUAUUGCAUCCAAUUUAUCACCUCCAUCAAGCCGGUCACCAUCUCCGUCGAAAGGACGGUUUCCACGUGCUAUUAUUCCCCGUCGGGAGAGAAGCAAGAGCAACUCACGACCUAAAGACGCCGUCGACAAUAGUUCCCUGGAAUCAGAGAUAGUACGUAACAACAGUUUAUCGGAAUACACAGAGGGCUUGCCUCGCACUGGCAGACUAGAGCCGAGCCCACUUCCAGAUCAAGUUCCCUGUACGCAUCAGGAUGGCCGGGUAAGGUCGAGCCAGCAAGCACGGAAAGGGCUGGCACAGCAUGAGUCCAAACUCCGUGGAAUCUUCAAAGGCCCUGGGAAGAUCGCGGAAAAAGUUGGUAAUGAGAUGUCAAAAAUGGGUGGUCUUAUUCUAAAGAAAGAUUCCUUGGCACAUUCGCGACAAUCUUCUUUUGAAUCACACGUCACGUCUGACGACGAGAAUGUUCUAACAGAUGCCGAUGAAACAAAAGGUGAUAGGACCCCUGAUAUCAAGGUCCCAUUGCGCCGUCUCCCUACCUUUUCUGAAGACUACAGUCUGGCGGUUCGUAGGGAGUCAGAAAAAGCAGCUGGGAAAAGUUACAUAUCUGCGUCGUCAUCCUUUACAUCUCCCCCCCGCCAGGGUGAUCAGCCUGAGGGCCAUAGAAGAUCUGAUUUAGGUAGUCCUCAAAAGGCUUUCUCAGAGUCAGAGAUGAAGAGCGCGAGGGAAACUGACAACAAAAACGAGGUUUUAUCGAUAUCUCAGCAGAAGAGGCCCGACGGCCGCAAAAAGCUUGAGAAGGUUCCGACUUUUGGCCCCGAGCUACAUACUAUCCGAGAACAAAUCAAGAAAGGCCGAAUUAAGGAUCCGUCUGUGCCAUACAGUCUUACUCGGCCACCGAUCACGGGCCUUGCACAGGCAAAGGCAUCCCAUGAACCGUCCUCUCGUGAAAGGCGUUCUACGCCAUCCAGCCAGUCCAGAAGCUGGAGUAUCUCUGAGCGCAGUGUUUCGACUUCGAUGGAAUCCGGAGUCCCGGCAAAACGUGAAGUCGAGCGUACCCGUGCGCUCCUUCUUUCUUCAGGUAUCAAGGCGCGAGAGAUCACUCGUCGGGCUCAUACUGUACGAAGUCCUCCGCCUGAGUUUGUUCGACGCGCGUUUGGCUCCGACACUCCAGUUCCGGAAGUGCCUCGGUCGCAUGAGUUCGAUCUCGCUGUUCAAGCCUUGGUCAAGAGGUUUGAGAAAUCAGAGGAGCUCUUCAAGCGAUCAAUGGAUGGUUACCCUGGUGCUAAAACAUCAGCCCUGAGAUCUCACCUCGGCGCACUUGAAGAUCUCGUCAACAAUUCUCUCAAUCCACGUGUGCGGGCUGCCGCACAAGAUGCGGAAGAUUUGAGCAUUAAACUCAAUACGACCAGCACGCUCGCGGUGAAACAGCUGAGCGACACCCUCGACAAAGGCAUCCGGAGGCGCCAUCGUCGGUUACGCUGGAUACGACGUACCGGAUUUGUGAUGCUCGAAUGGGCCCUUGUUGGAAUAUUGUGGUGGGUAUGGUUGAUCGUCAUGGCUUUCAAGGUUUUCCGGGGUGUUUUCCGAGGCGUAAUAUCUGGUGUUAGGUGGGUCCUCUGGCUGUGA
Molecule: messenger RNA, 1809 nt
Organism: Aspergillus oryzae RIB40
Lineage: Eukaryota; Fungi; Ascomycota; Eurotiomycetes; Eurotiales; Aspergillaceae
Exons: 1
Coding region: 1-1809 (602 amino acids)
Source: RefSeq, a predicted model, not a curated record